CCUUCUCCACCGCUGCCGCGGCAGCAGCAGCAGCCUCGUCCGCCCCCUCAGCCUCCGCCGGCACAGCACCCAGCAGGGCUACCAACACCACCCCUGCUGCAGCCGCAUCCGGUGCCGCCGCGGCGAAGGGGCCUACCGGCAAUGCCAAGGGGCCCGCUGGGGCAGCGGCGGCAGUGGGUCGUGCUGGGACGUCCGCUGCCGGCAAUGAUGGCGGCGGCGACGAGGGGGGCGCGCCGACAGCAGCGGCAGCAGCGGAUGGUGGUGGCGAGGGCGGCGUUGAAGGCGGCGGGAAGAGUAAGAAGAAGAAAAAGAAGAAGGGCAAGGGCGGCGGCGGUGCGGAGGACGGUGGGGAUGAGGGUAGCGCCGCCUCUGCAGCGGCGGCAGCGGCGGAGCGAGAAGCCGAGCAGGAGCGGCAACGGCGAGCAGCGGAGGCGCGGAGACAAGAGCAGGAGCGGCAGCGGCAGGAGCAGGAGCGACAGCGGCAAGCAGAGGCACGGCGACAGGAGCAGGAAAAGCAACGACAGGAACAAGAAAGGCAAAAACAGGCUGAGGCUCGGCGGCAGGAGCAGGAGCGGCAGCGGCAAGCGGAGAUCUGGCGGCGGAAGGAGGAGGAGCGGAGGCAGGAGGAGGAGCGGCAGCGGGAGGAGCGGGAGCGCCGACGGGAGCAGGAGCGGCAGCGGAAGGAGGCUUUGUAUCGGCAAGAGGAGGAGCGGCAACGGCGGCGGCAGGAGGAGGAGAAGCGACGGGCGGAGGCUGAGAAGGAGGGGUCGAUGCGUGCAGCAAUGGCGGCGGCGGCGGCGGAAUACGAGGCAUCGGUACGGCAGGCUGCAGCCGCCGCCGCAGCCAGCGGCAGCGGCAGUGGUAGCGGGAAGGCAGGCAAGAAGGGGGCUGGGUUCGCUGCUCCUGCUGCUGCUGCUGCUGGGACUGCGGAGUCCUCAGCGGCGACGGCAGCGGUACCACAACCACCACCAGCGGCUGCAGCAGCAGGGCGGGGGGCUGCCACCAGGACUGCUGCUGCCAAACCAACGGCGCCGGCAGCAGCACCGCCGCCACCACCGCCGCCACCACCACCACGUCCUACGGCCCCCUCGGCACCGGCGGCGAGUGGGCCCGCAGCGAGUGCCCCCGCUGCUGCACCGCCGCUGCAGCCGGGCGGCGGUGUUGGCGGAGGGGCGGGGUCGGGGGCGGUGCCUCGCAGCAGUGGUGGGGGUGUCUCCAGGGAAGGCGCCUUCUUUGAGGGUGCCACACGACAAGGGCCGGCGGCGGGGCAGCGUGUCCCUCCUCCUCCUCCCCCUCCCCCGCAUGUGCAGUCAGCAGCCCCGCCACCGCCACCGCCGCCACCGCCACAGCAGCAGCAGCCACAGCAGCAGUCGCCCAGGAGUGUGGCGGAGGGUCGGGGAGCGGCGACGGGCUUUGCGGGGGCAGGCCGUGGCGGCAGCGGAGGAGGUCGCGGAGGCCCGGUUGCUGCGACUGCUGCUGCGGCGGGUUACGGAGGCCGGGGACGCGGCGCCGCUGGCGGCGGCGGCGGCGGCGAGGUGUAUUCGCGGCAACUUCGGGCGCUGGAGGAUGAGAUGCUCGAGAUGGCCAUCGCCGCAAGCAUGCGAACCGCCCAGCAGGAGGGACGCACGGACCUGGUCGACCCGGAGGCCCUGGCGGCACUCAACGCGGCGACCGAUGGCGGCGGCGGCGACUGCAACGAUGUAUCGUACCUUGCUAGAGCUGGGUCGCGGCCGGGGGCGGCGGCUGCUGCGCCGCCGCCGCCAUUAGCAUUGGAGGAGCACUUUCCGACGCUGCCGCAAACGUCGCCGCAGAAACCACAGGCCGCGACGGCGACGGGGCCGGCUGUAGCAGCAGCGGCAGCAGCAGCAGCACAAGGAGGUCGCAGCCAGACCUUGUUCGACACAUCCGCGCUGGCAAGAGCCGCCGCCGCCGCUACUGCCGCCGCUACUGCAGCUGCUGCUCCUACGUCUCGGUUGUCGGCGUCGUCAGCAGCAGCGGCGACGGCGGCGGCGCCGUCAGGCGCCUCCUCCUCUCAGAAACCAUCAACUGUCACGUCAUUAGCAACGACGCCGCUUCAAGUCGCCAGCAACGGACUUCCAACUGCUGCCGUACCGUCGGCAACAUCUGUGCCGUGUGGCGUGCCGUACUCAAGGCCGACGGGUACGACCGCCGCUGUCGCCGGUGGUGUGACCUCCGUACUUGGGACUUCAGCCCUACCCGGAUUCAAGGAAACACCGGCGGCUGCGGCGGCGGCGGUUACCAUGUCGUAUGGCGCUGCUCCAACAUCCGCUGUGUCCUCCGCCACCGCCACCGCUGCUGCUGCACCUCCCGCGGCGCCGGCAGUGACACCUGCCGCUGCUCCUGUUGCUCCCCCCGCUGCACCGCCGCCGCCGUUCUUCCCGAUUCCAGUCCUGGCUGCGGCACGGGGUUACAGAGCGCCCGCCGCCAGCGCCCCUCAGUCCCGCACUCACCAACCGCUUCAGCACCAACCGCAGCCGCAAGCGGCAUCCACUCAACCGCAAUCCACUGCGCAUCCUGUUCAUGUCUUUGCACCCGCACCGGCACCGGCGGCGGCUGCUCCUGGGAUGGCUGCUACUGCCGCACCCACGUCAACCACCUCCCAAGCCAACCCGCCUUCUCACCCCCCUUCCGCCAAUUGGGUUGCUCCCAAGGCAGUGCUCACCCCCGGCAACAACAACAACCCCAGCCAGCUGCCGACGCUUGCGGGGAUUUUUGGAGGUCGUCUGAGCUUGGGUACCGCAGCGGGUGCGGGUACCGCAGCGGGAGGGGUCGGCGUGCCGUUUGGCGCCGCCUUCUCACAACCGGCAGCAGCAGCAGCAGCAGCGGGGCAGACGGCGGAACCCCAUCAGACAGUGGGGGCAGCGGCGGCGGCGGCGACGGCGGUGGCGGCGGCGACUCAAGGCCUUACUUCAGGGCGGCAGGGGUCCGCGUCGUCCUUCGUUUCGCCUGCAGGGGCAUUCCCCCCCUGGGCGCUGUCACUUAACGGCCACACCAGCGGCGCCAGCAGCAACACCAGCGGCGGCGGAGGCGGCGGCUCUUCAGCGGCAGCAGGGGGGUUGGCCGCAUUGCAGACGG
Molecule: messenger RNA, 3096 nt
Organism: Astrephomene gubernaculifera
Lineage: Eukaryota; Viridiplantae; Chlorophyta; Chlorophyceae; Chlamydomonadales; Astrephomenaceae
Source: the annotation of a GenBank genome assembly